AUGUCGAAGAUCGAUACGGUUGCUGGGUCGUUUGAUUUACUUUGUCUACAAGAAGUUUCACGAGGAAAAGAAGGUUGGGAUGAGCAUGAGACUGAUUGUUUCAUGUGGUUCACUCAUCAAGAUCCGAGUCAAUGGCGUGGGGUUGGCAUUGGGAUUGCGCGAGCAUUGUUCGACUCUAUCACGGACAAGACUGCGUGCAGGCGUGGUGCAGCUUGGGUUGUCCGCCUCAAGAAUCACAGAAGAGUCAUCUUGUGCUCUUUACACUGUCCUACCGGGGUGACCGUCGGGCAAUAUCACCAGGAUGUUCAAGAUUUUCGCAGGGCUCUACGGAAGUGGCAUCCUGAACUACCCAUGGUGGCGGGCAUCGACGUGAAUGAGGUCGUUGGGUGGAACUCGGACGAGUCGGAUGGGGCGUGCAUGCGCAGUGGGGCGAAACUGGACAAGCUCCUUGAAGUCACCUCCGGGAUGCACUUACGUCCUGUCCCUCCUCGUCGGGAGGAUCGGUCUCUACCCACCCAUUAUCCCCGGGAUGAGUCCAGGGAGGGUCGCCACAUUGACGCCAUCUUCGUUCGCAUGAUGGGAGGUGGACAAGUUUGUGUCAAGCCUGACAUGCGCCUUGAGAUCAACACCGAUCAUGCGCUCCUGGAGAUGUACCUGGAGAUACACAAGACGAGGCCAGCUGUGUGGGUUGACAGCCGUCCUCGAUGGGUUGCGACAGACACGCCCUUGCCUCUGGUCCGUGACUUCGGGGAUGUUCAACAACUUGCCCAUCAAGCAUGUCAGCCGAGACGACGAAAAGAUUACCGAGACGACGAUGAGAUGAGACAACUCAUUUGGGAUGCCAAGAGCUGGUGGGGUGACAUCCUCUCUGGCAAGUCGAGCGCCGAGGUUGCCAAUGAUGUGCAACAGAACCUGACCGAUAAGUUCUGGGAUGUGGCUCGCAACUGGGAUGAAGAUUUGCAGCUCCGCAUCCAAAACCUCCAGUUGAGACCAUCAGCCCUGACCCCUGUGACGCCCGCUGAAGUCUCCUCAGCUCUCAGUGGGAUGAAAGCACGCUCAGCCGUGGGAGAAGACCGUGUUUGCGUUGAUCUUCUGAGGCGCCUGGCCUUCGAACAGUCUGAGCAACUCUGUGGGAUGUGCACUGAGGUCCUCGAGGGUGGCGUUCUCCCGGAACCCUGGGGCGUCUCGCUCCUUGCCUUGCUGCCGAAAUGUCAGAGUCCAUCUACGCCAUCAGACCUUCGACCGAUCGCCAUGGGGAGCGCAGCAAUGAAGAUGAUGUCGCGCAUUGUCAUGGGACGCACCUUUGACAAACUCCGUGAACCUUGCUGUCACGCCUCCUCGGGUAAGAGUCGUCAACCUGCCGAUCUCAUUGGCACCUUCACCAGGCUGAGGGAUGUUACGAGAGAAUGGCGUGCUGGGGUGAUCGCUGCAAAGCUUGAUGUCAAAGGGGCGUUCGACUACAUCGACCGUGGCAAAGUCGCUGAUUUUCUUCAGGCCCGCCUCAGGGAUGAGCAAGACCAACACUCGCUUCGCUUCUGGCUUCUUUUGCUGGCUGAGAAUUCGAUGAAGGGCAGCGCGCCGGGAGGAAAGCCAGUGCAAAUCGCCGCUAACCGCGGAAUACGCCAAGGAAGUCCAGAGUCAGCCGAGCUCUUUGGGAUGAUCAUCGCCUGUGAGCUACAGAAAACCAGGAAUGCCAAGUCGUGGGCUGCGCCUGGGGGUGCCAUCGACGACGUUCCCAUCGAUGUCGGCUGCUUCCAAGAUGACAUCUUUAUUUGGAGUGAUAGUGGGGAGCGCCUUGAGCGCAACAUCGCAAGGAUCGCGGAGAUGCUGCGCGCGCUUGGGUUGUCCUUAUCGGCCAAAAAGACGUGCGUUGUCGUCAACCAGUACUACCAAGGGAAGCGCAAGAUCAAAGUCGAUGGUGAGACUGUCGAGAUUGCCAAGCCAGGGACAUGCAUUCGUGUCCUCGGGGUGGACUUUGACUUCGAUGCAGGGACGAGCCAACAGUGCCGAGAAAUGAUGGGACGUAUAUGGGACGCCUUCUACGCCAACAAACCCAUUCUCUGCGGACAUG
Molecule: messenger RNA, 2071 nt
Organism: Symbiodinium necroappetens
Lineage: Eukaryota; Dinophyceae; Suessiales; Symbiodiniaceae
Source: the annotation of a GenBank genome assembly